Molecule: messenger RNA, 903 nt
Organism: Mollisia scopiformis
Lineage: Eukaryota; Fungi; Ascomycota; Leotiomycetes; Helotiales; Mollisiaceae
Exons: 1
Coding region: 1-903 (300 amino acids)
Source: RefSeq, a predicted model, not a curated record
AUGCUGCCCAAUAUCGAGUCCCACGAAGUGUCCUCUACACUUGCGCCAAGAGAUAUCCUGAUGCUGAGCCUACGUUCCAGCCAAGCUCACACCAACAUGAAAGUUGGUCGUACAAUUCAAGCCAACUCCGAUACCGAUCCCAUCUGCUCUUCCUCGUCAAUUGCGAUCAUGGAUCCAAUCACGUCACCCGAGCAAAACGAAGUCGGAGUCGUCAGCAAAGGUCGACAACUACAAACUUUUGAUGAAUUCAAGUUCUUCCCUAAGCUUCCGGUUGAGCUUCGUCUCAAAAUUUGGAAAGCCGCUCUCCCGGUUCCUACCACGAUCCAUGUCUGCGCAAGACUGUCGCCCAUGCACAAAGCUUCCAAAUGUACGCUCAGCUAUCAAGGCUACGCACAAAGAAUCAACAUAGCCACUCUUUCAAACAGCGGUAUGUCAUGCACUUGCCACGAAGCGAGAAAUGCCUAUGUCGCUGCCAUGCCGUCGACGAUCGAUCUUAUCAACACCCUAACAGGACGGUCUAUUGUCAUUCGGUUUGGGGUAGACGAUACACUUUAUCUGUUUGGUGCAAGCUCCCCAACAAUGCAUGAUUCAUUGUUUUGGGAUUUCAUGAGCGUCCAAAAGUGGACGAAGGAAGUCAAGAUGCUAAAGAUUUCGCUCCAUUGGGCUAGCAUGGGAGUCUGUAAGAGGUUUUUGGCGUGCUUUGAAGGGCUGGAAAAGGUUGAGCUAUCUCCUAUUCGUUGGGUGCCCACUCAGAAUAUGGAGGAAUUUACGAUGCUUACGAGGUGGUGGGGUAUGUAUGCGACUAAGAAGGAGCUUUUGGAGACCGCCGGAUCGGGUAGUGGCGGGACUAGAAAUCUUUCUCUUAUGGUGUACAUGAUGUGGAUCCGGAGGAAUUUCACUUGA